GCCACAAAUCCAAAUGCAAGCGCAUGCAGUCUGCACGAAAAUAGCUACUCUGAUCCUCCCUGUGAUCACUCCAAACCUCACACGCGCUUCAUUCUCUCCUUCCCUUUGCCGCCAGCCAGCCUCCAGUGAUCAUCUCUAGGUAGUCAUCGCCGUCGACGAAUUGAUCGAGCACGAUCGGAAGAUUACUGCUGAUAUAUCGAUGGCGUCGACGGACCCGCUGGAGGAGAUAUGGAAGCACGCCAUGUCGCCGGACAAGACGGACCUGCUGUGCUUCUACCCCGGCAAGAUCACCAUGAGCGGCAUCUGGACGGGGGACAGCCCGCUCGACUUCUCCCUCCCGCUGCUCCUCUUCCAGAUCAUCCUCAUCACCACCACCACCCGCGCCGUCGCGCUCCUCCUCACCCCGCUCCGCAUCCCGCGCUACAUCGCCGAGAUCCUCGCCGGCUUCCUCCUCGGCCCCUCCGUGCUCGGCCGCAUCCCCCACUUCUCCGACAUCGCCUUCCCCGUCCGCAGCCUCUUCAUCCUCGAGUCCAUGUCCCUCCUUGGCCUCAUCUACUACACCUUCACCAUCGGCGUCGAGAUCGAGCUGCACACCCUGCUCCGCGCCGGCCGCCGCAGCUUCUGGUUCGCCGCCGCCUCCGCGCUCCCGCCCUUCCUCGUCGGCGCCGCCACCGGCUACGUCGCCGUCAGCACCGACGGCACCCGGAGGACCGCGGACCAGUUCCUCAACACCCUCUCCUUCCCCGUCUUCCUCGGCGCCACCUUCUGCGCCACCGCCUUCUCCGUGCUGGCGCGCAACAUCGCCCAGCUCAAGCUCGCCGGCACCGACGUCGGCCAGCUCUCCAUCUCCGCGUCCCUCAUCAACGACACCUGGGCGUGGGCCGGCCUCACCGUCGCCACGGCGCUCGCGCACGUGCGCUACGGCAUGGUCCCGUGCGUCUGGACCAUCGCCUCGGGCUUCCUCAUCGUCGGCGCCAGCUACCUCGUCGUCCGGCCGAUGCUCCUGCGGCUGGCGGGUCGCGUGGCCGAGGGGGAGGUGGUCACCGAGCUGCAGGAGUGCUCGGUGCUCAUCGGCGUCAUGGUCGCCGCGCUCGUGGCCGACGCCGGGGGCACGCACGCCAUCUUCGGCGCCUUCGUGUUCGGGCUCGCCGUGCCCAACGGGCCGGUCGGCGUAGCCAUCGUGGAGAAGGUGGAGGACUUCGUGGUUGGGACGCUGCUGCCGCUCUUCUUCGCCAUGAGCGGCCUCCGCACGGACACCGCCAAGAUCACCAGCGUGAGCGCGGCGGUGCUGCUGAUGGUGGCGGCGCUGGCUGCGGCCAUCCUCAAGGUUGUGGCCGCCGUCACCGUGGCCGGCACGUUCGGCAUGCCGCUGCACGACGGCAUAUCCAUUGGGCUGCUGCUCAACACCAAGGGAGUCAUCGAGCUGGUAAUCCUCAACAUUGGGAAGAACAAAAAGGUACUACUAGUAAUCUUUUUUAUUAUUUUUCACUGCAUGCAUGUUCACUUCGAUUGGCAACAAGGCAACACAUGCGUGCAGAUCAUGAGCGACCAGUCGUUCACUGUUCUUGUGUUCAUGUCGGCGCUGAUCACGGCGCUGGUGACGCCGCUGCUGGCCAUGGUGGUGAAGCCGGCGCGGCGGCUGGUGUUCUACAAGCGGCGCACCAUCGCGUGGGCGCAGCCGGACUCGGAGUUCCGCGUGCUGGCGUGCGUGCACAUGGCGCGCGACGUGCCGGCGCUGCUGACCCUCGUGGACGUGGCGUCGCCCUCGGAGCGGUCGCCGGUGGCGGUCCAGGCCCUGCACCUGAUCGAGUUCGCCGGCCGCUCCUCGGCGCUGCUCCUGAUCAACGCGUCGGCGCCGUCGUCCUCGUUCGAGCACUCGACGCGCGGGCGCAGCCAGGUGGAACUGCAGUUCAAGCACAUCUCCCACGCACUGCUGGCCUACGAGGAGAACGUGGCCGGCGUGACGGCGCGCGCGGUGGCGGCCGUGUCGCCGUACGCGACCAUGCACGAGGACGUGACCGCCGCCGCCGAGGACCGGCACGCGGCACUGAUCGUCCUGCCCUUCCACAAGCACCGGUCGGUGGACGGCGGCCUGGAGAUGUUCAACCCGGCGAUCCAGCCGCUCAACCAGAGCGUCCAGCGCGUGUCGCCGUGCACGGUGGGCAUCCUGGUGGACCGCGGGCUCGGCGGCGUGCCGGGCGCCGGGUGCCGCGUGGCGACGCUCUUCUUCGGCGGGCGCGACGACCGCGAGGCGGUGGCCCUGGCGACACGCAUGGUGUGCAACCCGGCCAUCGACCUGACGGUGCUCCGGUUCGUCCAGAAGGGCGGCGGCGGGGGAUUCAUGGGCGGCGCCGCGGACCAGUUCGACGCGCUCAAGGAGCGCAAAGCCGACGACACGUGCCUGCGGGAGUUCCUGGACCGGGCCAACAGCAUGAGCGCCAACGGCGGCGGCGGCGCGGGGGUGGAGUACCGGGAGCGGGGGGUGUUCAACGCGAGCGAGAUGGUGACGCAGAUCCAGGAGGUGGAGGCGCUGGGGAAGGACCUCUUCGUGGUGGGCAAGCUGCCGGGGCUGCCCGCGCUCACGGCGGGCAUGGCGGACUGGAGCGAGUGCCCGGAGCUGGGGCCCAUCGGGGACCUGCUCGCGUCCAGGGACUUCCAGACGACGGCGUCGGUGCUGGUGGUGCAGUCGUACGCGAGGCCGUCUGCUGCCGGGGCAGCGAUGAUUUCAGGGGAUCACGGGGGCUAUGGCGGCGGCGACGGCGUGGGAAGGCCGCCACGACCAGAUCAUCAUAUCCGAAGGAAUAGCAUUGGGACGAUGGGGAGCUGGAGCUAGAGCUAGAGGAUUGGGAUUCUCUAUUUUUUGCUAAUGCAUCACGAUCUCCAAUGUGGA
This is a messenger RNA of Panicum virgatum (switchgrass), 2890 nucleotides long. RefSeq names its product cation/H(+) antiporter 15-like. The transcript has 2 exons. The record is from RefSeq and is a predicted model, not a curated record. The coding region runs from base 200 to 2833 and encodes 877 amino acids. Gene Ontology annotation, molecular function: antiporter activity. Gene Ontology annotation, biological process: regulation of pH; proton transmembrane transport. Gene Ontology annotation, cellular component: endomembrane system; membrane. NCBI's taxonomy places the organism in Eukaryota, Viridiplantae, Streptophyta, Magnoliopsida, Poales, Poaceae.